AUGGGUACUGUUAUGGUCAUGAGUACGGUCAUGGGUAUGGUUACGGUCAUGGGUAUGGUUACGAACAUGGGUACGGUUACGGUCAUGGGUACGAUUAUGGGUAUGGUUACGGACAUGGGGUAUGGUUACGGUCAUGGGUACGGUUUUGGGUAUGGUUACGGACAUGGGUACGGUUAUGGUCAUGAGUACGGUCAUGGAUACGGUUACGGUCAUGGGUAUGGUUAUGAGUAUGGUUACGGACAUGGGUACGGUUACGGAUAUGGGUACGGUUAUGGGUAUGGGUACGGUCAUAGGUACGGUUACUGUCAUGCAUACGGUUACGGACAUGGGUACGGUUAUGGGUACGGUUACGGACAUGCAUACGGUUACGGUCAUGGGUACGGUUAUGGGUACGGUUACGGACAUGUAUACGGUUACGGUCAUGGGUACGGUUAUGGGUAUGGUUACGGUCAUGGGUACGGUCAUGGUGGAUUUCAUCACUGGGGCGGUAUAAUGCCAAUGUAUGGGUACUAUGGUGCAAUGGGAAUGUCUUGA
This is a messenger RNA of Saccoglossus kowalevskii, 534 nucleotides long. RefSeq names its product keratin-associated protein 6-2-like. The record is from RefSeq and is a predicted model, not a curated record. NCBI's taxonomy places the organism in Eukaryota, Metazoa, Hemichordata, Enteropneusta, Harrimaniidae.